Messenger RNA from Funneliformis caledonium, 289 nucleotides. The record is from the annotation of a GenBank genome assembly. NCBI's taxonomy places the organism in Eukaryota, Fungi, Glomeromycota, Glomeromycetes, Glomerales, Glomeraceae.
AUGGAGGUGGAUACAAUACUUUCAAGUAUACUAGCAAUUUCAGUAAUUUCUAAUGAUAAGUUUGGUAUAAUAAAAUAUAUAGUAGAAUUAAAUCUUUCUCAUUUAGAGAAUAUUCCAAUUGAAACAGGAAAAAUAGAAGAACUUUAUAAAAUAUAUGAAAGAUUUGCUAAGAAGAUAGAAUCUGAAAUCACACAAACUGUGCAAGAGAAUAAUAUAAGUGAUAAAGAUCACAAAGAAUUAUUACCAAAUAGAAAUUGGCAAAAAGUCUUACAAGAUAAUUCAAAUAUAG